ACAGCUUCUAUGAAUGUAUAUAGUAUUAUCUUAACAGUUUUUAUUUUAUUCGUACCAAAUUUUCAAUAUAGCUAGCCACGAAUAUAAUUGGAUUUAAACUUGUGAAUAAUACUGAAAUGUCACAUACAUUGAUUCAGCGAUUGUAACAAUAUUAUGCUUAACCUUCCAACGAAGUAAACAAAGAAUUUUUUUAAAUUAUGGCGAGGUAUUCUAGUGAAUCAGAUUCAGAUCACAACAGUAGAUAUCGAAGAAGGCGCAGCCGAAGAUCUAGAUCAUCUAGUUCAGAUUCCAGUGAUUCAUCAUCUCAUAGAAGAAGAUCGUCAAAGCAUUCAAAAACAAAACGAAGACAUCGUUCGCAUUCUAGAAGCAGAGGUAGAGAUAGAGAACGUAGUCAGAAAAGUUAUAAAAGCACCAGGAAUAGUAGUUCGAAAGGUAGAGAAAGGCACAGGUACCGUUCUAAAUCGCGAUCUCUAGAUCGCUCAAAACGAAGACCAAGAUCAGUAUCAAGAGAAAAGUCUAGUAGUUGUUCAAGUAGUUCACAAUCUAAUGCAAAAGCCAUUGUGACUGAGAAAACUAAGAAUAUAGUAAUUAAAGAUGAUUUUCCAAUUGAACCACGUUUUAAAGAAGGAAUAUUAGAUGCAAUAAAUUCUGAAGGUUUCACUCCAAAGCAAUUUUCAUCCUCCAAUACAAAAGAAAAGAAAUUUAAAAAUAUUGUAAUAGACAUUGCAGCAGAUACUAUACAGGUUCCAACAGUGGCUGAUAUUCCUAGUGGGUCAGAAAGUAUUUUUCAUUCAUCGAUAAUUCUUGAUCAAGAAGCAAGGUUUGAUAAAUGGGUGAAAAAGCUGUACACGCUCAGACAAAAAGCCAUAACAGAUUUAGCACAUUCAAAUAUCACUUGA
Dufourea novaeangliae is the source of this 899-nucleotide messenger RNA. RefSeq names its product luc7-like protein 3. The coding region runs from base 198 to 899 and encodes 233 amino acids. NCBI's taxonomy places the organism in Eukaryota, Metazoa, Arthropoda, Insecta, Hymenoptera, Halictidae. The transcript has 4 exons. The record is from RefSeq and is a predicted model, not a curated record.